AAAAAAGGAAAAUUAAAUAAUUAACGAGCCAAAGAUUUUAACGAAUAAAUUAUAUAAACGAUAACUAUUGAAAUAGAUUUGUAUAAACAAUAAUAAACUACGUGUCUUUAAGUGACAUCAGCCUUAUACAAAAAAAGUCAACAGCAUCCCACAAUUAUCUUGAUAAAACUACAUCUUCAUGGAAGAAAUUAAAGUAGAAAUGUCGGGAGACAUGAAUGUGCCAAAAACUGAGGCAAAGGCACAAUUUGAUUUCAGUUCCUUUACAAAAUUUCAAAAAAUCCCUUCACCCUUGGAACUAAUACAACUGGCACGCCAAUACAUCAGACCCUGGUCGGAGUUUUUGAAUACAAAUAACUUUAAGACAGCCGCUAGUAUGCCACGUCUGAGUAGCCGUUUUAUUAGAAAUUUGGAUUACUUUAAAAGCAAUUACAGUUUUGUUUUCAUUGUCUUGAUGAUUUAUUGCCUCAUCACUUCCCCGUUAAUCCUUAUUGUCUUAGCCGGUGUGGCCUAUGCCAGUAACAGGAUUAGAAAGGCACAAAUCCCAGUCAGUGUGUUUGGUCAUCAAUUGUCUACGGCUCAUCAAAUUAUGGCUCUCAAUGUGGCCUCUGCACCCAUACUAUUCUUAGUAGGGGCAGGAUCGGCUUUGUUUUGGACUUUGGGCGCUUCCUGUUUUGUUAUUUCCUUACACGCCAUCUUUUAUAAUAUAGAUGCUAUUGUAACAGAAGAGUCGGAAGGAUUCUUAUCGGAAGUUGUUUAAACAAUCUCAACAAAACUAUUAUCCAAACACAGGGGCCUUAUUUUCAAAUACUGAAGCUAAUUAAUUUGUUUUUAGUUUUCUUUCUUUGAGAAGUAUAUCUUACUGAUUUGUUUAUAUAUAUAUAUUUAUGUAUAGAUGUUGUAUUGCUUUAAUUUAAUAUAUUUUAUAGUUAUUUUACUUAUCGCGAGCUUUGAUACUACAAAUAUGUCGUACAAAUCUCCAAGUUUUUAACACUGUAGUAGUGUAAUCUUUACAAAGGUUUAAAUUUAAUAAAAAUUAAGAAAACCUCAACAA
Messenger RNA from Calliphora vicina (urban bluebottle blowfly), 1051 nucleotides. Its product is annotated as prenylated Rab acceptor protein 1. Gene Ontology annotation, cellular component: Golgi apparatus. The transcript has 3 exons. Bases 179 to 757 code for a protein of 192 amino acids. Lineage: Eukaryota; Metazoa; Arthropoda; Insecta; Diptera; Calliphoridae. The record is from RefSeq and is a predicted model, not a curated record.